UACCUGCGUAAAUACUGUACCUCUUGCUCAACCUCAGCUAUUCGCACCAAACAAAGUACAUCCAACAGAUCUCACCACGGCAUCAAUCACCUCAAUAAGAGACGGUCGCAAAAGGAUCAGGAAAUCGUCUUGUCGGCUGUCAAGACGAUUGGCAGACCCUUGUUGCAAGCAAGGCAGCAGAUAGCGACCGCACCACCGCCGUCAUCCAUCUCAGACAUCUAUCUAUCUCCAUCCGCCAAACCAACCCCCCCACGAACGAACCCUCCAAAAACCACCGACAAUGGCGAAUCCCCUUGAUACCGACGCUGGCUCCGAGCUCUUCAGCAGCUACGAAGCGGAGCUCAAGCUCGUGCAAGCCGAUCUCAACCAGAAGCUGGACCAGAUUCCAGAUCUUUCCGGCGAGCCCCGCAAAGCAGCCAUCACGCAGGCAGAGCGGGCGUUGGAAGAAGCAAAUGAGCUGCUCGAUCAGAUGCGCCUUGAGAAGCAGAACAUCCCUUCGGCGACCCGCACCAAGGUAAACCAGCGAUUCCGCAACCACGAAUCCGACGUCGAUGCAUCGAAACGGAAGUUGCGCACGCUCUCUGAUGACCGCUCGGCGCUGUUCGGCUCGCGAUAUUCCGACAACCCAAAUGAUGUCCAGCUGGAGCAGCGACAACAACUCCUGUCUGGGACUGACAGGCUGGAACGCAGUUCCCAGAGGCUGAAGGCCAGUCAGGCACUGGCGAAUGAUACAGAGGCAAUCGGGGCGAGCACCCUUGCUGAUUUACAUAGGCAGAGGGAGGUGAUUCAGCAUACGAACGAUACGCUGCUGGAGAGCGAGGGAUACGUCGAUAGGAGUGUGAAGACAUUGAGAGGGAUGGCGCGUAGGAUGGCUACAAAUCGGAUUAUAACAGUUUCAAUCAUCACCGUCUUGGUCCUUCUCAUCAUCGCGGUUAUCGUCAGCAAGUUUCGAUGAGCUGGAUCUCGUCCGGCUUUUGGCGUUGGGGCGUGCCUUGCUGAUAUACACCUUCUGUCUGUCUGUCUGUAUUCCAAGUCUAAUACAAGAGAAUUUCACAGCAUUCAAGAAGUGAAGUGACGAGAGGAGGAGGUUGGGAUGUGACGUUUUGCUAAAGGCUCUUCUUUCAAGAACAGCGAUGCCUGUCUGUCUGAAUUAAUACCAUACCUAAUACAACAUGAGACGAUA
Messenger RNA from Amorphotheca resinae ATCC 22711, 1183 nucleotides. RefSeq lists its product as hypothetical. NCBI's taxonomy places the organism in Eukaryota, Fungi, Ascomycota, Leotiomycetes, Helotiales, Amorphothecaceae. The transcript is spliced from 3 exons. The record is from RefSeq and is a predicted model, not a curated record. Bases 281 to 955 code for a protein of 224 amino acids. Gene Ontology annotation, cellular component: Golgi apparatus; late endosome membrane; ER to Golgi transport vesicle membrane. Gene Ontology annotation, molecular function: SNAP receptor activity; SNARE binding. Gene Ontology annotation, biological process: macroautophagy; Golgi to vacuole transport; intra-Golgi vesicle-mediated transport.